AGUAUAUAAGGCGUAUGAACUGUUCUCGAAGCAUAUUCAACAAACAUUCGUCCUCAACAAUGGCCGCUAAGACCGUAAUUGUGUUGUGCCUCCAGGCACUCUUCAUUCAGUCGUUGCUUGGAAACCCAACCCUCAACAGAAGACUGCCGUCAGCCAUCUCUGGUAUAAGCGGUGCUACGGUGGUCGAAAACACCGUCGCUGUUAGUAACAAUGCAAUUGGCGGUAUAGGCUUGGCCAACAAUGGUCUAAUUGGUACCGGACUCGGCUUGGCCAACACUGGUUUGAUCGGCUCUGGAAUUGGCUUGGCUAACACUGGAUUGAUCGGGACUGGAGUCGGUUUGGCUGGCGUUGGAUUGGCCAACCCUGCCUUAAUCGGUAAUGCCAUACUGCCUGCUCCUGCCACUGGAUUCCUCGACUUUGCCACAAUUGCCAAAAGAGACAACCUCCCCAUCUUCAGCUUCUCUCCCCUCGCUCCGACUGGUCUCACUGUUGUGUCGGAGAACAUCAUCGAAGGACCUAUGGCAGUCGCUGGACAGCUGCCGUUCCUGAGCGCUGUAGCGUUCGAAGGUGCUUUGCCGACUGCAGGUGCGGGCGCUGCUGGCUGCGGCUGCGGCAACAAUGGUUACAUUGGCAUCAUCAACGAGAAUUAUGGACCCCUUGCGCCUCCCGCUCUGGGUGGACUCGGCUAUGGCCCAGGAUUAGGCUAUGGUGUUGCGCCAUUACUGUAA
This is a messenger RNA of Galleria mellonella (greater wax moth), 728 nucleotides long. RefSeq names its product chorion class B protein Ld34-like. The coding region runs from base 15 to 728 and encodes 237 amino acids. Gene Ontology annotation, biological process: multicellular organism development; chorion-containing eggshell formation. The record is from RefSeq and is a predicted model, not a curated record. The transcript is spliced from 2 exons. Gene Ontology annotation, cellular component: egg chorion. Gene Ontology annotation, molecular function: structural constituent of egg chorion. NCBI's taxonomy places the organism in Eukaryota, Metazoa, Arthropoda, Insecta, Lepidoptera, Pyralidae.